Messenger RNA from Paramecium tetraurelia, 990 nucleotides. RefSeq lists its product as uncharacterized. Gene Ontology annotation, cellular component: spindle pole; gamma-tubulin small complex; centrosome. Gene Ontology annotation, biological process: microtubule nucleation; spindle assembly; meiotic cell cycle. The transcript has a single exon. The record is from RefSeq and is a predicted model, not a curated record. NCBI's taxonomy places the organism in Eukaryota, Ciliophora, Oligohymenophorea, Peniculida, Parameciidae. Gene Ontology annotation, molecular function: gamma-tubulin binding; microtubule minus-end binding.
AUGGAUUAUGAUUAAACUGAAAAAAUGGAAAUGUUUAUUUACUAUAAUGGGUUUGAAGAUAAGACAUUCUAAUCUUUAAAUAAUUUAUAGAUUAAAAAUAAUGUUGUUUAAACAAUUAAUGUUUUGAGAAUGGGUCCUACAAGAGGCCCUGAAGAUUGGAGUGGAGUUUUCAGAGAUGUGAAAUAAUCUAUAGAAAAUCGAUUUACAUUACAAAUAGUUUUUAAAUUCAAAUAAUAAUUAUCAAAACCAUCAGGGUUUAUUCAAUUCUAUAGGUUCCAUAGGAUUUAAGUACAAGUUUAGUCCUGUUAUUUUGUCAGGAUUGAGUGUUUAUUAAAUUAAAAUAUGAUCAAUAAAAAGUUUCUUCCUUAUCAGUGGAAUCAAAAAUUAAAUUUAAAGAAAGAAAGAAUUUACAAAUGGAAAUUUGAUAAAAUUGAUUUUUCUAAAGGAGACUUGCAUAGUUUAAAAAUAAAUUAUUAAAAUGAUGAAUUAUCUUUAAUUAUAGUUGAUACAUAAAGUGACACUCAAUGCAAAACUAAUAUACUACCUCCUUUUUAAUGGAAAAAAGUAGCAUUUAAAUUUAAAAAAUAUUUUUAAUUAGAAAUCAGUCUAUGUAUUGUAGGCAUUAAAUAAUAUGGUUAAAUUGUUGAUUUAUAUACAUUGAAGAUGAUAGGAAGCAACUUUUUAAAUGAUGUUUCUUGGAGUGGUCAUACAUUAAAGUAUUAAGUAGACUAUCCAUUGUCUCUGCUUAUCACACUUUCUUUAUAAGAGAAAUUCCAAUUAUUCUUUAGGUAUUUAUUCCCUAUUCGACAUGCUUAAUUUGAAUUAUAGUAAGUAGAGAUUAAACUCACUAAGAAAUUCAAAAAAAAGGAUUGUAAUUAAAUUAAUAACUUCAAUAUUAUUUUAAUUGUAUUGGGAAUGCAUACCUAAUUGAUGCAUGUUGUCAAUGCUUUUUAUCACUAUUUUUAAAUGGAUAUCAUCGCAGUCUAAUGA